Molecule: messenger RNA, 1562 nt
Organism: Dimorphilus gyrociliatus
Lineage: Eukaryota; Metazoa; Annelida; Polychaeta; Dinophilidae
Source: the annotation of a GenBank genome assembly
AAGGUCAUGGAAAUGCCAUCGAGGCGCGCAAUAAAACCUCACAGUUAAUUGUACCGAACAUUUGAUUAAUUGGGAGCUAAGAUUGUAGAUUGAAAAUGGCUGCAAACAGUAAAACCGCAAAGGCUGACAUUGCUCUCAUAGGUCUGGCCGUUAUGGGCCAGAACCUGAUACUUAACAUGAACGACCAUGGCUUUGUUGUGUGCGCAUAUAACAGAACCGUUGAAAAAGUAGAUAGAUUCUUGGAAAAUGAAGCUAAAGGAACCAAAGUUAUUGGUGGUAGAUCGUUACAGGAUAUGGUUAGCAAGUUGAAGAAACCAAGAAGAAUUAUGUUACUCGUAAAAGCAGGUUCAGCUGUUGAUGAUUUCAUUGACAAUUUGUUGCCUCUAUUGGAGAAAGGCGAUAUUAUAAUUGAUGGGGGAAAUUCAGAAUACAACGAUUCUAUUAGGAGAUGUAAAUCUUUAGAAGAGAAAGGAUUUCUUUUUGUUGGUAGUGGCGUUAGUGGAGGUGAAGACGGAGCUCGCUAUGGUCCAUCCUUAAUGCCUGGUGGUUCAACUGCUGCUUGGCCACACAUUAAAGAUAUUUUCCAAUCAAUUUCGGCAAAGGCUGACGGAGAACCUUGCUGUGAUUGGGUUGGUGAUGAAGGAGCAGGCCAUUUUGUUAAGAUGGUUCACAAUGGUAUUGAAUAUGGAGAUAUGCAGUUGAUUUGCGAAGCUUAUCAUCUUAUGAAACAAGCUUUGGGUAUGUCCUGCCAGGAAAUGUCCGAAGUAUUAACUGAAUGGAACAAAGGAGAAUUGGAAUCUUUCCUUAUUGAAAUUACCGCUGAUAUUCUUAAAUUUAACGAUAAGGAUGGUAAGCCUCUCGUUGAAAAAAUUCGUGACACUGCCGGUCAAAAGGGAACUGGAAAAUGGACGGCAAUUUCUGCAUUAGAUUCGGGCAUUCCUUUAACUCUCAUCGCUGAAGCCGUCUUUGCUCGUUGCUUGUCAUCUUUGAAAGACGAGAGAUUAGAAGCUGCAAAGCAAUUAACAGGACCUUCAAAUGCUAAGUAUGCUGGUGACAAAAAGCAAUUUAUUGAACAUAUCAGAAAGGCGCUUUACGCUUCAAAAAUAGUCUCAUAUGCCCAGGGAUUUAUGCUUAUGAGGCAGGUAGCCAAAGACAAAAAUUGGAAAUUGAAUAUGGGUGGUAUAGCUUUGAUGUGGAGAGGCGGUUGCAUCAUCAGAAGCAUUUUCCUUGGUGAAAUAAAGAAAGCUUUUGACAAAAAUCCAAGUUUAAGUAACUUAAUCUUAGAUGAUUUCUUCAAAAAAGCAAUUUUGAAUUGUCAAGAAUCGUGGCGUAAAGUCGUUAGUGAAGCUGUUUUACUAGGAAUUCCAACCCCUGCGUUCAGUACGGCUUUGGCCUUUUAUGAUGGAUACAGAUCAGGCUGGCUUCCUGCCAAUAUGAUUCAAGCUCAAAGAGAUUACUUUGGAGCCCAUACGUAUGAAUUAUUGUCGGAACCUGGUCGAUGGAUUCAUACUAAUUGGACUGGACACGGUGGAAAUGUCGCUUCAUCUACGUACAACGCGUAA